Peronospora farinosa is the source of this 1287-nucleotide messenger RNA. Lineage: Eukaryota; Oomycota; Peronosporomycetes; Peronosporales; Peronosporaceae. The record is from the annotation of a GenBank genome assembly.
AUGACAACAGACAUAUCGAUCGUCGUCAAGAAGAAGGACAUCACUAGUACGAACGGCCCUAACCCGAUGUAUCAAAUGCCACCGAGUGCGACUGGCGAUGGUGGACGUGAUUCUCUUGUCAUGGCGGACACUCUCGCUGCCUCGGUCGUUUCAGCCUGCUUCCUUACUGACCUCGACACUGACACAAUUCCAACUAAGACCCAUCCCAUUAUUAAACGUGAAGUGUUGGGACCGAAACUCCAAAGUCGACGCGAGAAAGAGGCCAUUCGGAAACGGAUUUAUCAUCUCAAAGUCAAAGACGAGCGCAAUGGACUGCGAAGAACAGUCGACGAGUUGUCACGGCAGCUGGAAGAGCUAAAACAAGGCAAACCUACAAGUCUUUCCGACAAUCUGAUUGUUUUUCAUUCGGUUUGGAGAGACUUUGCAAUCGACGAACGUGAAAAGCUGCUACGAUCCGAGGCCGAACAACUGCAACUUUUAGCUGCUGUAGAGGCGAAAGCAUUCUGUAUCGAGGAAGUGUGCGGGCAAUUAGCAAGGGACAAGAAGACGGAGACUCCUGCAACAAUGACUCCGACGCAACCAGAUCAUCGUAAAGAUCCACCAUUUGACUAUACCAUGUUUCGUGGUCACCUGAGAAGGGCACAUGAAAGCUACGCCAUUGUAGAUGAGAUAUUCGACUUCAACUCGAUACCAGAAGGCCUGCAUACUUCGGUCAAAAAACGUGAAACGGACGGGGAAAUCGAGUACUUCGAGCGUCGAGACAAAUUUACACUACCAUUUAGAUACAGUCACACGGAACGGACUUAUUGGAAGUUGGCAAAGUUUCAUCAUCGACAACAAGACAGGAUGGAGUUUAGCGAAGUUGCCGAUCCAAACGAUACGAUUGUUGUCAGGUUUCGUUUGGUUCAGACCCUAACGUGUGGCGCGACAGUCUCAGUUCUGCAGCGACAUGUUGGUUGCCGUUUUGUGGAGGAUAAUCGUACGGUGCAUGUCUGGAAAAAUCAUUCGGAAGGAGAGGGAAUCUUUCGAGGAAUGCAUUCCGACGAGACAGGAUGGGUCUGCUUUCAACCGUCUUUAGACGAAGAAAUGACCGAGGUGAUGGUAUGCGUUCGUCAAGCCCCGAUGAAGCUUAUCAUUUCAAACUCGAGCGAUGAACGAAGCAAUGAGUUCCAUGAGAUACUACAGCGCUCUGUAAACGAUGACUUGGUUGAAAUCACAAGUGAAGUAGACAAACUUUUACUCGAGGAUACGUUGGCAGGUAUAGAGAUCGUUCCACCUACUAUGUGA